Stegastes partitus (bicolor damselfish) is the source of this 4030-nucleotide messenger RNA. It is a transcript of the gene fgfr3, whose product is annotated as fibroblast growth factor receptor 3. The record is from RefSeq and is a predicted model, not a curated record. Gene Ontology annotation, molecular function: fibroblast growth factor receptor activity; fibroblast growth factor binding; ATP binding. Gene Ontology annotation, biological process: positive regulation of MAPK cascade; positive regulation of kinase activity; protein phosphorylation. Lineage: Eukaryota; Metazoa; Chordata; Actinopteri; Pomacentridae. The coding region runs from base 382 to 2985 and encodes 867 amino acids. The transcript has 18 exons. Gene Ontology annotation, cellular component: plasma membrane; signaling receptor complex.
CACACACACAACUGGCGUCCGCGCCGGAGAGCAACAAGACAAACGCCAGGAGCCUCCUUGUUGUCCGCGUCCCUCCACACGGCUCCGGAGCAGGACGAGGAUGAGCGCGUCUCGGGGCUUUGGACACUUCGGACUCCGCGGACAGCAGCGCGCGGCGGAGAUCGGGAUUUAAGUGGAGAGAAGUUGGCGUUUUUUGGUUUUUCGCAGCGGCGGUGCCCGAGUGGAAACCGUCAAGACGUGAGAGGGAUUUCUGACUUUUUUUCUCUUUUCUUCCACUGUCGCUGAGCUGCUCUCGUGGACGUGAGGAUUUUAAAAGUAGUUUUUGGGGCUUUUUAUUGGUGAAGUUUACUGGAGAAUUAAAAGCUGGUUUUCUUCUAAUGAAUGUUUGGUGACAUCAGACACCUGGAAGCGGAGGUUUUCUGUCAAAACGGGAUACUUUGGGCAUUUGGGUCGGUGGCAGGGGGCUCGUUGGAUAGUUUCUCGCGGCGUCUGCGGCCGCCGUUCUGCUGGACAGCAUGCGAUCGGAGGAUGCCGUGUGAGUCGGGCCUCGCUGCUCUGCGUCUCACCUCUCCGUCCAGAGGAAUGACGGCUCUGUGGUGCUCACUCUGGAUUUCUUUCCUCCUGCCGCUCUGCGUGGCCCCGGCCAGGCUGCCCACCGCUCAGCCCACAGACUCGGUGUCCAGCGAGACAGCCUUCCUGGAGGACUAUGUUCUGGGGAUGGGCGACACCCUGGAGAUGUUGUGCGACCUGGAGGACCACUCGGAGCCCGUCGUCUGGUUCAAGGACGGCGCCGGACUCGUGCCGGGCAACCGGACCCGCCUGGGCCAGAGGAUGCUGCGGAUCAUCAACGUGUCGUACGAGGACUCGGGAGUUUACUCGUGUCGACUCGCGCACAGCAACACGCUGCUCAGCAACUACACCAUCAGGGUGACAGAUUCUCUGUCAUCCGGUGACGAUGAAGACUAUGACGAAGACCCAGAAGAUGCAGGUAAUGAAAAUGAAGCGCCGUACUGGACCCGACCCGACCGGAUGGACAAGAAGCUGCUGGCGGUUCCUGCAGCCAACACGGUCAAGUUCCGCUGUGCCGCCUCCGGAAACCCGACGCCGAGCAUCCACUGGCUGAAGAACGGCAAAGAGUUCAAGGGAGAGCAGAGGAUGGGCGGCAUCAAGCUGAGGCACCAGCAGUGGAGCCUGGUGAUGGAGAGCGCCGUGCCGUCGGAUCGGGGGAACUACACCUGCGUGGUGCAGAACAAGUACGGCGCCAUCAGCCACACCUACCAGCUGGAUGUUCUGGAGCGUUCGCCCCACAGGCCCAUCCUCCAGGCGGGCCUCCCAGCCAAUCAGACGGUGGUGGUGGGCAGCGACGUGGAGUUCCACUGUAAGGUCUACAGCGACGCCCAGCCGCACAUCCAGUGGCUGAAGCACAUCGAGGUGAACGGCAGCCGCUACGGCCCCGACGGCGUCCCCUACGUCAACAUCCUCAAGACGGCCGGUAUUAACACUACAGAUAAGGAGCUAGAGGUGCUCUUCUUGACCAAUGUGUCUUUUGAGGAUGCGGGCGAGUACACUUGUCUGGCAGGGAACUCUAUCGGCUAUGCUUACCACUCUGCUUGGCUGACGGUGCUUCCAGCAGUGAGUCCGGAGAAAGAGGACUACUACGCCGACAUCCUCAUCUACGUGACGGGCUGCGUGCUCUUCAUCCUCGCCGUGGUCAUCGUCAUCCUCUGCCGCAUGAGGAUGACCACCCAGAAGACCCUGCCGACGCCUCCCGUGCAAAAGCUGUCAAAGUUCCCCCUCAAGAGACAGGUAACAGUGUCCUUGGAUUCCAACUCGUCCAUGAACUCCAACACUCCGCUGGUCAGGAUCGCCCGGCUGUCAUCCAGCGACGGACCGAUGCUCGCCAACGUCUCGGAGCUCGAGCUGCCCUCCGACCCCAAGUGGGAGUUUCCUCGAACGAGGCUCACUCUGGGGAAACCUCUGGGAGAGGGCUGCUUCGGGCAGGUGGUCAUGGCCGAGGCCGUCGGCAUCGACAAGGAGAAGCCCAACAAGCCGCUGACUGUCGCUGUGAAAAUGCUGAAAGAUGACGCCACGGAUAAAGAUUUGUCAGACCUGGUGUCGGAAAUGGAGAUGAUGAAGAUGAUUGGGAAACACAAAAACAUUAUCAACCUGCUCGGAGCGUGCACGCAGGACGGUCCGCUGUACGUCCUGGUGGAAUACGCCUCCAAAGGUAACCUGAGGGAGUACCUGCGGGCGAGGCGGCCGCCGGGCAUGGACUACUCCUUCGACACCUGCAAAAUCCCCGAUGAGCAGCUCACUUUCAAAGACCUGGUGUCUUGCGCCUACCAGGUUGCCCGAGGCAUGGAGUACCUCGCCUCGCAGAAGUGCAUCCACAGAGACCUGGCAGCCAGAAACGUCCUUGUCACGGAGGACAACGUAAUGAAGAUCGCCGACUUCGGCCUCGCCAGAGACGUGCACAAUAUAGACUACUACAAAAAGACCACAAACGGCCGUCUGCCCGUGAAAUGGAUGGCUCCGGAGGCUCUGUUCGACCGGGUCUACACGCACCAGAGCGAUGUGUGGUCUUACGGGGUUUUGCUGUGGGAGAUCUUCACCCUGGGAGGUUCGCCGUACCCGGGAAUCCCAGUGGAGGAGCUCUUUAAGCUGCUGAAGGAGGGACAUCGGAUGGACAAACCUGCCAACUGCACCCAUGAACUGUACAUGAUCAUGAGGGAGUGCUGGCACGCCGUGCCGUCGCAGAGGCCGACCUUCAGGCAGCUGGUGGAAGAUCACGACCGGGUUUUAUCAAUGACCUCCACCGAUGAGUACCUGGACCUGUCGGUGCCCUUCGAGCAGUACUCGCCCACCUGUCAGGACUCCAACAGCACCUGCUCCUCGGGGGACGACUCGGUGUUCGCCCACGACCCGCUGCCCGAGGAGCCCUGUCUUCCCAAACAGCUGCCCAGCAACGGGGCGAUUCGGACGUAGAGCCGCCGGAGGGACGCUGACGGAUCGACCUCUGAGCGACUCGAGCACCGCCGCCGCCACACCCGGACAAACUCAGCAUGCAAUACUUCCUUCAGCUCCUCGACUCGUCUUAAACUCUCCCCUCAAAGACUCCUUAAACGUUGAAGGAUUAUUUUUUUGUUCUCCUUUUCAGAAAAAAUUCUAUUUUUGUACUCGGGCCAGUCUUUUGUUACGGACAAUCUGUGGGGUGAAACCAUUCCGUGCCUACUGGGAUUUUAAAAAACAAAAACCUCCUGACUGAAUGAAACAAGGAUGUAAAGGGGGAGGAAAUGAAGGGCAUUGAUGAUGAGCGACUGAUUGGCGAUCCAGUAGGCGGGCGACUUUUUUGUUUGUUUUUUAAAUCCUCGGAGCCCUGAAAGUUCGCGAGAAAAACCAACCAGCAGACGCCAGAAUCGACUCGAUGACGGGACUCAUUCUUCCAAGACAGGAUGGCGUGUUUUUACUCCCGCGUGUUUGUAUCGUCGCAUUUUAGCAUCCGGCUUUUUGUGAUAAUCAUGGAACAGAUUCCUCAUCGCGUGAGGCGACGCUUCAGGGCCGUUCAGUAAUAAGAACAGUGAGAUUCGGAGGUUGUUUUUUUUUUAAUGUAUCUAGAAAGUGAUUUAUUGUAAAUAUAUAAAUGCAAAUAUGUAUGAUAUUGCUGUCCACAGCCAUGUACUUAAAAGACAAAAAACUACAUUUUUUUUUUAAGAUAUUUGUUUUAGGAUGGAAGCGUCGCAGUCUAGAAGACACUGUCAUGAUGUGUAAAACAUUUAAUCAGAAAAAAGGUUUAUUUGAAUAAUUAACGUGUAUAUUUGUAAAGAUAUUUAUAGACUUAACAUGUGGUUCUUAAGUUCGAAAGGUCUAGUUUAGGAUUUUAGUACUGUACGCAAAGAUUUUUAUUUCUUUUUUUUGUUGUUGUUUUGUUUUUUUUGGUAACUUAUUUUACAACCGUUAUUUUCACAACUCCUCUGGUUUUUCGAUCCAUCUUUUUAUUAUUGGUUUGUUUACAGUUUAAAACAAAAAAAAA